Molecule: messenger RNA, 1122 nt
Organism: Anopheles aquasalis
Lineage: Eukaryota; Metazoa; Arthropoda; Insecta; Diptera; Culicidae
Gene: Art8
Product: Arginine methyltransferase 8
Biological process (GO): chromatin remodeling; peptidyl-arginine methylation, to asymmetrical-dimethyl arginine
Cellular component (GO): nucleus
Molecular function (GO): histone methyltransferase activity; protein-arginine omega-N asymmetric methyltransferase activity; protein-arginine omega-N monomethyltransferase activity
Source: RefSeq, a predicted model, not a curated record
UUUUGGGCAAAAAAAAUAGCACGUGCGAACAUGGAAUCGGACCAAAACCCUGGCGCGUAUUUCGAGAGUUAUGAAGAUUUAAAGGUUCACGAGCUGAUGCUUACCGAUGGUCCGCGGCAAGAUGCGUACCACCGGGCGAUCGUUGGAAACCCGGAGCUGUUUGCCGGGAAAACGGUUCUCGAUGUUGGGGCCGGAACGGGCAUACUGUCCAUCUUCUGUGCACAGGCCGGUGCACGUAAAGUGUACGCCGUCGAGGCUUCCAGCUUGGCUCGAUUAGCACGGGAGGUGAUCAAGGAGAACAACUUGCAGGACGUGAUCGAAGUGAGCGAGUGCCGGGUGGAGGAUUUCCGGUUACCGAAUGAGGAGGACCGGGUCGAUAUCAUCGUCUCCGAGUGGAUGGGAUUCUUUCUGCUGCACGAGGGUAUGCUGGACUCGGUGCUGGUGGCACGCGAUCGCUUUCUUAAACCGGGCGGUCUGAUGUUUCCCGAUACGGCCACCAUCUACCUGGCGCCGUGCAGUGUGCCGUCACGGUUCGAUCGCUGGAACAACGUUUCCGGCGUCCGUAUGCAGUACUUUGGUCGUGCACUGCGGCACCAAGGCUCGGAUAAGCCGGAGGUGCUUACCGUUGCAUCGGAUCAUUUGCUACACGAAGGUCACGUUGUUACCUGGUUGGAUCUGAAGGAAGUAACAACCGAGGAGCUGGACGCGUUCGAGGCGAAAGAGGUGCUAGUGGCUCAGCGUACCGGUAAAUUGCAGGGCUUCUGCAUAUGGUUCGACUGUACCUUCCCGGUCGGAGAGCAGGAGGGACGCAUGCCAAACGAAAUCGUACUCUCAACGAACCCCGCUGCACCGGAAACACACUGGAAGCAAACGGUGAUCCCACUACCGGAAGACGCAUGUGAGGAAAUCGAACAGCGAGAUCCGAUUGCCUUUGAACUUAAAAUGAUGAGAAACAAGGACACAAACCGAAGAUACGAUCUCCAGCUGACGCUACUGGAUGCAGAGAAGGAGGAACACAGCUUACCCUGCGAGUGCCAGAUGACCAAAUGCAUUCUCAUGAAGGCGCACCUGGAAAAGAUGCAGGUCGACGUUUGACCAAUAAACGAAUCGCCAACCAGAUAA